Molecule: messenger RNA, 1950 nt
Organism: Setaria italica (foxtail millet)
Lineage: Eukaryota; Viridiplantae; Streptophyta; Magnoliopsida; Poales; Poaceae
Product: splicing factor U2af small subunit B
Exons: 3
Coding region: 812-1696 (294 amino acids)
Biological process (GO): mRNA splicing, via spliceosome
Cellular component (GO): spliceosomal complex; U2AF complex
Molecular function (GO): pre-mRNA 3'-splice site binding; metal ion binding
Source: RefSeq, a predicted model, not a curated record
UCCAGCUGCCCUAACAAUUCGAUCCUCUUCCUCGCGACCUCGCGGCGGCGAGGCGACUUCGCUCGACCCCUUUUCCUCGCGGCUCCCUCUUCCCCAUCCCGUCGUUGCGGCGGGUGCAGCCAUCGAUCAACGCCUACUCCCUGAUUCCCACCCGUUCACCGCCCCCCCGUUCGUCACAGAUCCAUCAGGAAUCUGUAUCGAUUUGCUUAGGUUAAAAUCAAAUAAUAUUUUGUCGGGCGGAAAAUACAAGGCCUACACCAGAAGGAAUAGUGGAAUACCCUUGUGCCGCAGACGAAGAGCUGUCUCUCUGUGCAGUUUUUAUUUGGUUUAUUCUUUUUGCAGUUGCAGGGGGAGAAUCAAAACAUUAUAGUGGAGAAACAAUUUCAUUUUGCUUACAUUUAGUUGAUUUGUUGGGCCAUUAACCUAGUUGAACACUGUGCAGAUUUAUAUAGGUUAAAAAGUGAUCAGUUUACCAGGAGCAAGAUCUAGCCCUGAUGGGUACUGAAGUAGAGUUAUUUUGGUCUUUCUAUUCACUCUCUCCUGAUAUUUAACGUUUUGAGUAAGUGUGCAGAUUAGGUCUUAAGAAUGGAUUGGAUUAGGAUUUCUUGCAAGGGCAUGAGCUUUAUAAUUUCCAAUCACACAGUGGGCUGUACAGGGUUAAAUUUACAGGAAUACUACUUGUUGGUGAUCCUAAAUGAUGCAUAUGUUGUGAACCCUGGUUUGUUUUAGCUGCCUGUGUACCUUUUUGUCUACUUAGUCUUGCACACUGACGACCUUUAUUGAGGUUUAGUGUCAGUUAGAGAGCUGAAUCAUGGCAGAGCACUUGGCUUCGAUAUUUGGCACUGAGAAGGACAGGGUCAACUGCCCUUUUUAUUUCAAGAUUGGGGCUUGUCGUCAUGGGGAUCGCUGCUCCCGUCUGCACAACAGGCCAACCAUAUCACCAACUCUUGUGCUUGCUAACAUGUAUCAGCGCCCUGAUAUGAUAACCCCUGGAGUUGAUGCUCAAGGCCAACCUAUUGAUCCUGAGAAGAUGCAGGAGCAUUUUGAGGACUUCUAUGAGGACAUCUAUGAGGAGUUGGGCAAGUUUGGUGAGAUUGAGAACCUGAAUGUCUGCGACAACCUUGCUGACCACAUGAUAGGGAAUGUCUAUGUCCAGUUCAGGGAGGAAGAACAGGCAGCUGCAGCAUACAAUGCUCUUCAGGGCCGCUUUUACUCUGGCCGCCCGAUAAUUGUGGAGUAUUCUCCUGUGACCGACUUCCGUGAAGCAACCUGUAGGCAGUUUGAGGAGAACAGCUGCAACCGUGGUGGCUAUUGUAAUUUCAUGCAUGUGAAGCAGAUUGGCAAAGAUCUCAGGAGGAAGCUCUAUGGGCGUUCCGCUUCGAGGAAGUACCAUGGGAGAAGCCGAAGCCGAAGCCCCCCACCUCAAAGGAGGGGCCAUCGUGAUCGUGAUGACUACCAUCGAGACCGUGAUGAUUACCGCGGUGGUGGUGGUGGUGGACGGGGUAGAGGCAGCAGGCAUGACAGGUAUGAUGAUGGAGGUGGCAGAGGCGGCAGGCACGACAGGUAUGAUGAUGGUGGAAGGCGCAGGCAUGGUAGCCCACCCCCAAGGCGUGGGAGGAGCCCAGUCAGGGAGAGCAGUGAGGAGCGCAGGGCCAAGAUUGAGCAGUGGAACCGUGAACGGGAGGCAAAGCAGUGAGAUUUCCGUGGCAAGUGUCUCGAGAUGAGCAUUUGCUGGAGUUGUUGCUUGGCUCGUCAAUUACUGCUAUAUUCUAAGUAGUUUUGUGUUGGUGAUAUUCUGCUCGGCUAAAUUUGUAAUCAGACAUGUAAACUUCAUUUAUUUCUAUCUGUAUUGCGUUGGAUCAUUUGCUAGUUUGCUGUCCAAGCUAGCAUUGGUGUGAAAUCAUUUGUGGUGUUAGUGUUAUGUCAAUUGUGGCCUGUCAUUCUGAAUCA